Messenger RNA from Neopsephotus bourkii (Bourke's parrot), 361 nucleotides. Its product is annotated as histone H4. Gene Ontology annotation, cellular component: nucleosome. The coding region runs from base 10 to 321 and encodes 103 amino acids. Gene Ontology annotation, molecular function: protein heterodimerization activity; DNA binding; structural constituent of chromatin. The transcript has a single exon. NCBI's taxonomy places the organism in Eukaryota, Metazoa, Chordata, Aves, Psittaciformes, Psittacidae. The record is from RefSeq and is a predicted model, not a curated record. Gene Ontology annotation, biological process: nucleosome assembly.
UUCGUAGAUAUGUCUGGCAGAGGCAAAGGCGGGAAGGGGCUCGGCAAGGGUGGCGCUAAGCGGCACCGCAAAGUGCUGCGUGACAAUAUUCAGGGCAUCACUAAGCCGGCUAUCCGCCGCCUGGCUCGGCGUGGCGGCGUGAAGCGUAUCUCGGGGCUCAUUUACGAGGAGACGCGCGGUGUGCUGAAGGUUUUCCUGGAGAACGUGAUCCGCGACGCCGUCACCUACACGGAGCACGCCAAGAGGAAGACUGUGACCGCGAUGGAUGUGGUCUAUGCUCUCAAGCGCCAGGGACGCACCCUCUACGGCUUCGGCGGUUAAGUUCCGGUUGCAAACCAUACACAGUCAAAACAAGGCUCUU